GGUUUACAAACGUUAAGAAAAUAGCGCGUGAUUGAGCUCAUAAACUGAACCCGUCGGCUUUCCAUAGUGGUACUCCCUAGACUUACAAACCAAUCAAAAAAAUCGAGAGUUUCUUUUCCCCUAAUACGUUUCAGAAAAUUUAACCCGUGAUGUUCGCACUCGCAAGAAGGCAGCAGUUCAUGCUUGACUCUGUUUUUCUUUAGGUUGUGCUGUUGCGCACAUAAUUUAACAGACGUGCGUCUGGUCGUUUUGGUCUUUACUCAUGGACAACAUGAAUCAUUAAUUUCGCUGAACGUCUAAAUGUCAAUCUAAAGGAGCCCGCAGGAGGUGAAGCGGAUCCUCUGGUCGCCCUCCCUCAAUAUGGCGUCCGGAUAUGGGUACGAAUCGCGGACCAUAGGCAAAGAUGAUGUGAACUACAGGAUGCAUUCCGUAUGAUCAACGAGCAGCAAGUGGAGGAUAUUACACUGGACUUUUUCUAUAAGCCGCACACAAUAACACUGUUAACAUGCACAGUGCUCAGCUUGAUGUAUUUCGCAUUUACAAGGGAUGAGUCAAACGAAGACGCUAACUUGUGGGUGGGCCUCAUCCUGGUCAUCUCCUUCUUCCUGGUCAUCAGUGUUCUGGCCUUCCCUAACGGACCAUUUACCAGACCACAUCCGGCGAUAUGGCGAAUAGUUUUCGGUCUGAGUGUGCUGUACUUCCUGUUCCUUGUGUUCAUCAUCUUCCUAAACUGGGAGCAGGUGAAGAACGUCAUGUACUGGCUGGACCCCAACCUGCGCUACGCCACCCGGGAGGCUGACAUCAUG
Messenger RNA from Salvelinus sp. IW2-2015, 806 nucleotides. The record is from RefSeq and is a predicted model, not a curated record. NCBI's taxonomy places the organism in Eukaryota, Metazoa, Chordata, Actinopteri, Salmoniformes, Salmonidae.